This is a messenger RNA of Amborella trichopoda, 1759 nucleotides long. Its product is annotated as UPF0481 protein At3g47200. The record is from RefSeq and is a predicted model, not a curated record. NCBI's taxonomy places the organism in Eukaryota, Viridiplantae, Streptophyta, Magnoliopsida, Amborellales, Amborellaceae.
AGAAGCAACAGUACGAGAGACUCUUCAAAAGGGAGCAUAAGGGGGAGAAGAAAAGCCAAGCUGGGAACAAGUUCAAUAAUUUCCCUACAUAAACCACUUCAUCUUAAGUCUCUGCAUCGCCAUUUCUCUCUCUGUUGAUCGUCCUCCCUUGCAGUUAAAAAACCGAAGAAAGGUAGCACGGUCUGAAAGACCCAGCACCAAAUGACUGAGGAAUUGAACAAGCCGGGAGAGAAGCAAUGGACAUUAGAAAUUAGCAAUGUGGCCAAAGACAAGACGAACUGGGAAACUCACUGCAUUUACAAAGUUCCCGAUUUCAUGGCCGACUUGCACAAGGGAGCCUUCACUCCCUUGCUCAUGUCCUUCGGCCCCUUCCACCACGGUAAUUCCCGUUACCGUGGCAUGGAAAUUCACAAGGCCAGGGCCCUCCACCGCUUCCUCGAUCGCAGGCAGAAACCUCGCGAGUACUUUGAAAAUGCCCUUCGAAAGGUGGAGCAUAAGCUCUGGGCUUGCUAUGACUGGCCUCCCGACUUUGCCUGCCUGGAUCAGGCCAAGUUCUUGGAGAUAAUGCUCUUGGAUGGCUGCUUCCUGUUAGAGUUUCUCAGAGAGGAUGAGGAGAAUGACCCUAUAUUUGGCAAGAAAAAGGCAGAGUAUGUGUACCAAGUAUUCAAUGACAUGCUGCUGCUCGAGAACCAGAUACCUCAACUGGUACUAGAGACUCUGCUCGAACAGUCGCCGAGAGGCUUAUACGACGCGAUAAAGGGGUUGGAGAGGCUGUAUCACAUGGACAAGGCACAGGGGAAGAUCAUGUUGGAAGGGUUCAAGGAGAUGGGUGCGCUGCAUUGGUUGGACAAGGAGAGGCAGACCAAGUGGGAAGGCAUAAAAGGGCCCGAGGGGCUCAAGGAGAAGCCGAGGUUUUUCAAGAGAAUGUGCGAAUGGAUAAAGAGAUUGUGUGGGGUCCCUCUGGUUCAAGAGGAGCAGAGUAAGGAGAAUGAGAGGGAGACGCAGUCCUUUAUCAAGCGGCUCACGACCACGAAUCUUGACGAGGCCGGGGUGAACUUAAAAAAGAGCAGAACACGAGCCUUCAAGGACGUGAGUUUCAGUCAUGGGGUACUGCGCAUGCCGGCUCUAAUCGUCGACGACCACACGGGAUCCGAGCUUUUGAACUGUAUGGCGUUUGAACAGCUGCAAGUAGGUAUUGAAACAAAGGUCUGCUCAUAUGUGGCCUUUAUGGAGCAACUGAUAGACACAAUCAAGGACGUAGAGUUACUUGAGAAGGCAGGUAUAAUAGAGAACUACUUAGGGAGUCAGGAGAAAUUGGCAGAGGUCUUCAAUGGCAUCUGCGAUGGGAUUACGGUUGAGGAUGAUUUUCUUCGCGGUGUGAGGAUUCAGGUGAAAAGGCAUUGCGACCGACGAUGGAACAAGUGGCGAGCUUACUUUGUGCACACCUAUUUCAGGAACCCAUGGACGGUUAUCGCGUUUAUUGUAGGACUCCUCAUCACUGCACUCACAACCCUUUCAACAGUCGUUUCGCUACUCCGAUACUUCGCCAUAUCCCACCCUUGAUGAUCCUCCUGUCGUUGUUCAGAUGUAAAGCCCUUGCUGUGGGUUUAAUCUACAUGUCUCGUUAAAGUGUGUUUGUUUGUGUGUGAAAGAGUGUUAAUGGGCAUCUGCAUGUUGAGUUAUUUGAUGCCUUUAGAGUCUCUAUGUCAAAAACAUAUAGAGAGAAUAGAUGGGUCAAUGAAAAGGAAGAAUUUCGAUA